AUGGACCAGCCUCACGGCUGUUUACCACCCCACCUCUACUAUCGCGUCACCAUCUCCGAGCACACCACCUCCACUCCCAUCAACGAGUGGGUGCUUCCCUUCGUACACAGGAUUGGCGAUGGCUGCGACCAUGCAGGAGGUCUGACAACAGCCUACAAUCUCUUGCGCGACCAAGAAGAUGCCGAGGACCUAGGCGAUUUCAUCCACGACCGAAUCCGUCAGCUCCAAGGUGAUCACGAUCACAAUCACGAUCACGAUCACGACCUCGAGCUUGCUUAUACUUCUGAUGAUGCUACUUCUGGAACUGCGGCAGUCCAAGAUCCCAUCUCGGCAAGUCUUUACGCCUGCACAGAGUGA
Molecule: messenger RNA, 357 nt
Organism: Linnemannia hyalina
Lineage: Eukaryota; Fungi; Mortierellomycota; Mortierellomycetes; Mortierellales; Mortierellaceae
Source: the annotation of a GenBank genome assembly